Molecule: messenger RNA, 1197 nt
Organism: Chironomus riparius
Lineage: Eukaryota; Metazoa; Arthropoda; Insecta; Diptera; Chironomidae
Source: the annotation of a GenBank genome assembly
AUUUUCUGUCGAUCAGAACGAAAAAGUUAUUGAAUUAAUCAAAAAUUAAGAAUAUUAAAUAGCAUCAAGCUUGAUAACUCAUUAUGGAUCCAUUCACCAUUUUACCUUAUGAGCUACAAGAAGAAAUUUGUUCGUAUUUAAAAUUUCCAGACAUCAUCGAAUCAUCUUUUGUCUGCAAGAGCUGGUAUCAAGUCAUUGGAGAAUCAAAAUACUGCAUGAAUCGAAUCUUCUUUAGAAAUCCACUUCAAGGGCUUUUGGAACAGAUUGAUUAUAUUUUAAAGAGUCGUCGUCAUUAUCAGCAUGUGAUUCUAUUCGAAUUUGAUGAGAACGUUAAAAAGGAUACAAAGAUUUUACGGAAUAUGAAAUCAAUCAUCAACAAGUUCUCCGAAUCUCUCACAAAUCUUUCUAUAUCACAUGACUUACAACGUACAUCUGAGCUUCCAAAAUUGAGGGAACUAGAUUUUUUCGGUAGCCUCUCGCACAGAUUAAUUGUUGCAAAUGGUUUGAUCACUAAAGCAAAUAACCUGAUUAAUUUUGAUAUUGAGAGUUGUUGCCUUGGAAAUUCAUCAAUUGAAUAUUUGGUCAACAGCCUUAAAGACAAUUCUAGCUUAAAAGAUUUGAAGAUUAAUGAUUGCCGAGUGAUGAAUGCUCUCAAUACAGUUGAAGUUAAAUUUGUGCUCGAAGAAUUUCAUGUUCACCAAACCAACAGUUUUGAAAGAAACUCCAACAUUAGCAACUUCAUCAACAAAUUUAAGCCAUCACUCAAAACUAUUUGUGGACCGCUUACAUUCCAAGAUAUUGCAAAUUUGAUGACAGACUUUCCAAAAUUACUAAUGUUGUCGGUACGGAAUGAGUUGCUGAGUUUUCUAAGUCCUGGACAGGAAUUUCUGGAAAUGCAAAUAAAUGAGACGAUUAAAGUUUUGUCAAUUGAUCCUGCAUUUGGAGAUCUCAUGGAUGAUAGAUUUUACACGAAUUUCAAUGCAAUCAUUUCAAAACUUGGGAAUGUUCAGUUGUUGCUGAUAACGUUCAUUAACACAAGGAUUUUAGACAUAAUCCUUGCCUGCAGAUCAUUAAAAUAUAUCAAAUAUUUUCAUCUUGAAGAUAUGUCAAUAAUCCAAUUACUAAGAAUAGGAGUAGAUUCACAUAAAAUUUUUAUUCCUAUAAUUCCCUUUUGGCUGAAUGAGCCAUAAGACCUGA